Messenger RNA from Phasianus colchicus (ring-necked pheasant), 975 nucleotides. It is a transcript of the gene LSMEM1, whose product is annotated as leucine rich single-pass membrane protein 1. NCBI's taxonomy places the organism in Eukaryota, Metazoa, Chordata, Aves, Galliformes, Phasianidae. The record is from RefSeq and is a predicted model, not a curated record.
AUUAGCAGUCGGUUUACAUCUUUAUAACUUAACUUAAAUUUUUAAUUAUUAUUUCUUCUAGAUACAAUGGAGAAAACUUCUUUGGAAAUUAACCUCCCCAAUACCGAUGAAGAAAGAAAGCUUUACGUAGUUGAUUCCUUAAACAACCUAAACAAACUAAAUGUUUGCCCAGAUGAAUUCCAGCGUCCUCUGGAUGAGGAUGUUGAGAGCACCGGUGGCACUAGAGAGGACAUGACAGGGAGUAAAACAAGAAACCAGUGCUACUUCUUCAUUGCCUUCAUUCUUACUUUGAUUGUCAGUUUGGCAAUUGUUUCAUUUGUAAUAUUCUUAAUAAUUCAAACUAGAAACAAGAUGGACCAAAUAUCAAGCAGACUCAUAUCUGAAAGGAAGAACAUAGAAGAGCUUAAGAAAAUGAACAGUAUGAUACUAAAGUAUCUAAAUCAAUCAGAAAUGAAGGAAAAGGAAAGAUACCUCUUCACACAGUCUCCUGAACUUCAUGAUUACUUCUUCACCCAUCCAGAGAUGAAAGUUUCUGGAGAAUAGAUCUACUUUGGAAUGAAAUUCAGCAUCACUUUAUUCACGUACUCAGAUGUUUUCACGAUAUACUGUAACAUUCUGAUAUGGUCACAGGAACAUUACAAAGGCUAUCUGAAUGAAAAAUAUUAGAAAAGGAUAUUUGAUUCUGUUUGACGUGAACACAGAUUUUGAAAAAUAAGCCCACUAUAAACAGUGAAUGGUCAACAAUUUUCAGUAGUUUCAGAUUCUCUGUGCAUUGUAAAUUACAGGGCUAGGGGCUUAGUUUUACUUCAGAUGUAAGUGAUGACACAGAAUAAUGAUUUUUAUUCAAGUGAUCCCUGCAUGGCCUUGUUGACUUUGGAACAACUUCUGUCUUUGCUUCUAUAUUAUUUGUAUUCGAGGAUAACUGCAGAUUUCGUCACUUACAAAUAAAUUCAGUUUUGCCACUGAGUUUGUGGU